Molecule: messenger RNA, 4485 nt
Organism: Mytilus trossulus (common blue mussel)
Lineage: Eukaryota; Metazoa; Mollusca; Bivalvia; Mytilida; Mytilidae
Exons: 10
Coding region: 214-3549 (1111 amino acids)
Source: RefSeq, a predicted model, not a curated record
UUUGUGUAAACAUAAACACAUGGAUCAACAAAUCGUGUUUACAUUGAUUGAAGCGCAUUAAAACUGAGGGAAAUGGUUAUACAGAAUACAAGAAAAAGAGUGAAUUUAUGGCGUCCAUUGUUCCGACAUUUUUUGAAAAAAAGGCACUUACUUUCCUGAAUAAUACACGUAAACAAGAAGCGACUUUCAUGCGAGAUUUUAUCAUGCCUUUCUAUGAGGCCAGAUUUAUUUCCAAUGACAACCACAUCACCAGUACUUACUCCUACAUCUGUGCAACCAAGAGAUAGCAGAAAAUGUCUUUUCCAAAGUCCCACAGACACCACAACAAGAAAAGAAUUACCUGGAUUUGUUACUCCAUUGGGAACAUCUCACAUUUUGUCUCAGAAGAGAAAUAGGCGAGUAGUUGUCUUUUCACCAUUGAAGGGUACUAAUUAUAAGAGCCCACCUAAAAAGAAACGUAGGCAACCAGUAUGGACCCAGAAAGAGUUGUGUUCCCUAGUAGAGUUUGUGGCCUUACACAAGGACUUACAGUCUUCUGAUAAUGAGUGGCCUGCUAUGAAUGCAGAUAAUAUAUAUUGGACAAAAGCAAGUGAUUUCAUCAAACAGACCUGUGGCUCUGUUAGAAGCACUAUUUCAUGUAGAGCAAAGAUUGUCAACCAUUUUCGAAUUACCUACUCAACCAUUGAUGAAGCAGAAGAAGAAUUUUUGAUUAAUUAUGAAGAAUCCUCAUCCACAUUUGAUGAUUCCGGCUUUAUACAGACACCAAAGACACCAACUACACCUGCAACAUCAACCAGUGAUGAUAAAUUUCUCGAUUAUUAUACAUCUAAAUUUAAUCCAGACCAGGUUGUAUCAAUAUGGCAGAAACUGGGCAAACAAAUUACAGAUAGCCAGCUAAUUCUAUCUUUAAAUUCCAUACUGAAUGAGGAUCAGUUGUUAAAACUCAUUAGUACUUCAUCAGUUGACUUUGCAGAGCAGUCAAUUAAGGCAAAUUUUAAAAGACUAUCAAUUGAAACUAAAAAACAAUUUCUUGAUCAAAUGUUUGAAAGUGUUGCAGAGGAAGAGGGGUUGAAAGUUGGAACAGCCAAUUUCACCAGUCUGUCUCUUAGAGCAAUGAAAACUCUGAAAGAAAAUAGUAAACCCAAUGUAGUAACAGAUUUUGUGAAAUGCCUUGGAACAAAAAGACCAAAUUCACAGGAACCACUGAUGCCGGUCACACGGAUGCCUUUUGGUUUAAUUCAGCACCAGAUUCAGUUCUUCUGUGCUAGUGAUAUUAGACAGAUUUCCAUACCAGAUGAUUAUUUUCAGUGGUUGGAAACCUUAGAUGCAGAAUUUGAAGACAAACUAGGAAGAAUUUUGCGAGGUCCAAUGUGGAGUGGUCAACCUGCCAACUGUAUUGGGAAACCUUUAGAGGCUAGAGUGAACUUAGCAGCUGUCAGCAGGUCCACACUUCACAGAAGAACAUCAGCUUCUGCUUUUACAGACUCUCCAGCUAUUCAGAUCCCAGCCAUUAAACUUUUGACAGAGGUAAAUCCAGAAGGGCAGUACUGGUUAAAACUGGACGGAACUGAUCUGAAAGACUCACUUCAACACUCUGUGAAAGAUGUUUGGAAUGGUGAUGUCAAUUUGAAUGAUGGUAAACUUGAUACUUUACGAGAACAGUAUGAAAGCAGACUUAAUUGGAUGAAUUCAAUACACACUUUGAAUAAUGCUAAUUUAGAAACUGGUGUUCAACAGCUGAAAAUUGAAUUAGAAUAUGAUUGCCAAUUUUUAGAAAAAGGUUUCCAAUCAGCUUGUAAUACUCUUCAAACAAAAGUGAAAGUGAAAACAACAAAUGCAGAAACUCUUAAAAGUUUGAAUUGGGAGGUUGUGGAGUUUAAUCAACUUUUACAAGAUUGCACUGAAUACCAAAGGAAACUACAGAAUUGUUCAAUGUACAUAGAUCUCCUGAAAUCCAUGAAGAAUGACUUCCUUACCUACUUGAAAAACUUGUUCAAAAAGAAGAGAACAGCAGCAAGUCAUGUAUUAGUAAUUGCAAUUUCAGAUGAAAAAAGAAGUAAAAAGCCAUACACACUUCCUAUUCAGUAUAUCCCUUACAAGUCACUAAGAGAUCAGCAAGUCAGGGAUUUAACAACUCCUAUAAAGAAAGCGAUGGCAGAAGCUGGAUUGAAAGUAGUUGGUACAGUAACAGAUGGUGAAUUCAACUCACUUAGGUCACAGGGAGACACUGGACCCCUUCACAUAUGGCAACUUAUCCAUGAUUCCAGAGAGGCAGUGAGGAAGAUGUCAAAGUUAACAUUGAUUUCCAUGCUUACCUAUGUUGGAGAAGAUGAAAAUGGUAACCCAUUUGCGGAGAGAUCUAAUGAUGCUAUACCCGGAGAUGUAAUUGUUGAUUUAAAAAAAAUGAAGGAUGAAGGAUUGUCCUUUCAAGACAGCAUUGUCAAUUUUAGGAGAAGACUUAUUCCAGAUGGUUAUGAACCAUAUCCAUUCCGAAAAGACACACCAGAGUCGUAUCUAGACAUGCUUCGUACUGUUGUUGCCACAUAUAUAUACAGAGACAUCGUUCUAAAAUUGAAACAGGAGGGCAGAGACUUCACAUGUUAUUUGUAUGUUCCAGAAGUUGAUCCAGCAACUAAAACCAUACACUAUGAAAGAGGUGACCAUAACCAUAUUCUGAAGAGAAUGGCAACCUCAACUAGAGAAUGUAAAAAUGUGUCACUGAACCCUGAAGCCUUUGACAAGGCGAUGAUGGACAAUAACACAGGGCUCACCCACGCAGCCCUUACUGGUCAAAGACCACAGUCCGUUGAGGAUGCAGAAAAACUAUUGUCAUAUCAGGUUGCCCUUAGCAUGGAACAAAAUAAUUUUGAAUCAGAAGCAGAAUAUGUUAGAACUAUCGCUGGAUGGCACGAGUCAUCAGAUGGACGUGGAUUAACUCAAUUACAGAGAUCCAAGUUUAAUUACCAGAUGUUAAACUACAUCUUAGAUGACUUCAUGCCAUGGCACAGAGAGAUUUAUAAUUUCUUAUAUAUAGAUAUCAACAGACCAAUGGAAAACCUUAGAGGAUUCACACGUGAAACAUUCAUUGAUAUAACAGCCAAUAUCGAAAGUCAAGAACAUCGCCGUAGACAAAAUAAUCUAAUGAAUUAUCCUGAACACCCGAGGGCAUCCACCACAGAUGAUGUUGAAUGUUUUUUCAGCAUGACACGCAGGCAGUUAGGAGACACAUUCACCUUAAAAGAAUUUAAAUCAGGAUGGCGGAAAAUUGUUCGUGAAUUUUGCAAGCGCCUUGAUCCUAAUAUUCCUUUUUAUUACUGGACUCAAAAUGAAAGGUUCAAAUUAGAACAUGCAUCUUUUGAUAAAGACAAUGGUCAAGAUAAAAGACUUCAUGUUGUUCGCCAUAACCAGAGAGAGGACAGCAAUAUAUUCACUGCAGGCAGAAGCUUUCUUCCUGCACGUAAUAAGCCAAGCAUAAGACAGAGACUGUUUCGUUUGGAUGUUGGAUUACCGCCUGUACCAGAAAACCUGCAGCAUUUACAUUUACGAUAGAUGUAAAUGUAUAUAUAGACAUACUUCAUAUUUGUUCGAGGUCCCCAACAAUUCAUCUAUCUUGACUGUGGUCUUUAUCAGUAACUUAAUUGUUUGUGAUUUUAUUGGAAAUAUUAUGUAUACAUGUAUGUUUUCAAUUCAAGAAUAGUUACAUGGUCUUAUUUUUAUAUUGAUGCAUUAGUUAUGAACAGAUGAAAAUGUAUCAUCCCUUUUAUGAUUAAAAAAGUUAUUAUUCAUGAAAAUGUAAUCCUUUGGUUGAACAAUGUCUUCCAGCAGUGAGUUGUAUGUUAUAUACAUGUAUGUUCUCCAUAUUUGUUAAAUGAUAGCUGGCUAUUUGUAGUGUCUGUUUAAUUUUAUAGCAGAGAAAAUACACACCCUCAAUUUUAAAACACUUUGUUUCUGUUGUCAAGUGCAAUUUAAUAUUUAUAUUUAAUAUUCCUAGUAAACAGUUAAUUAAGUGGAAGAUUUUUUGAACUGUGAUGUCAUGAAUGUAUAUAUAUUUAUAUGAAGUUUGUGAUCUGUUUUUUUUUGUAUACUGCUAUUACAUGGAGUUAUUGUUAUCCUAUUUGACUGUUCAUAUAUACAUGUAAAUGUAUAUAUAUAUACAUAUUAAUAUUUUAAAGCAAUAAAUUUUAUCUCUUCAAAUGGCAUAUAUAUUUUUUAAAAGUUCAAUUUGAUAUGAAAAAAAAAAUUCCAUCUUUUUAAUCAUUUCAACAUUUGGGUAAAAAAUCGUUAUGCAAGCAAAAUAAAAUUUGCAGAACAGGAUGCAACCCUCUGGCGCGCUGUGAAAAGUCGUAAGGUUGUAAGUCACUGGCGUAGAUGGAAUAAGCUCGUAAACUUGGACUGCUGCAAAUUCAAUCUUGCUUAUUGUAAAUUUAUUAAUUAUAAUUCAUAUAUAUAUAUAUAUAUGUCAUUUGAUCAGGUACUUCAUGUAUA